Molecule: messenger RNA, 4277 nt
Organism: Aspergillus steynii IBT 23096
Lineage: Eukaryota; Fungi; Ascomycota; Eurotiomycetes; Eurotiales; Aspergillaceae
Product: WD repeat protein
Exons: 7
Coding region: 161-4153 (1330 amino acids)
Biological process (GO): vacuolar acidification
Cellular component (GO): RAVE complex
Molecular function (GO): protein binding
Source: RefSeq, a predicted model, not a curated record
CUCGCCUCCACGCCCCUCCUUGCGCCGCCGUUAUCUUUCUCUUGUUUUCGGCUUUAUCAAUUUUUAUUUUCAAAUUAUCACCCAUUCCUGCCUGGCAAUGGUGUAACUCUAUCUUCCGCGCAACCAGCGACCGACGUCAGCGACCAGAAACACCGUCUCUAUGCGAGCGGUACUGCCGGGGAGACCCCCGACGAAGCUCCAGUCUUUCAGCACCGCGCUGUGGGAUGGUGUUCGCGUUGUGGUGUACAUUUCCGGCCAUGCGCUGGUUAUCCUCGGCGGCCCGCACAAGCUCCUUCAGACAAUCUACGUUGACGAUGGCGACGCCCUGGAGGCGGUGACGAUUGACGAAACUUCCGGCAAGAUCGCAGUGUGUGGAGGACCAGAUGUUUUUAUUUACCAGCCGUAUGGAAUCCUGGACGAAACGCUGAAGUGGUCUCUUGUUCAUACCUUCCGCUGCGGCGAUGACGACGAACCGGUCCGUACGCUAUCGUGGGGCUCUCCCGACGAGUUGCUCCUGGGGAAUUCGCACCUCGCUCUUUGGUUCCUCAAUGACACACCGCGCGAGAUAUGGAGGCAGAAGCUUGCGACACCGGUCAAAUUCGCGCAAUUCUCGCCCGACGCGACCCUUGUCGUGACGACGGGUCACUACGACCGACUGGUGAAGGUGUGGCGGCGGCUCUCUUUUGGGGCUGACGAUGUUCGUUUCGAGGUAUCAUACUUGCCGCAUCCUGCGGUCGUGACGGGGAUGCACUGGCGCAAACCGUACCAUCGGGAACAGUCUAUGGCCAAUGCGUUCUAUACGUGGUGCGCGGACAACAAGAUCAGGGUAUGGGCGGCUGUGGACCACCAUGCUCCAUCUGCAUUGCAACUAUGGACUCAGAUUGAUAUGGGAGCUUCCGUUCAACCGCGGCACGCAUCAGAUGAAAAAGGCCCCGUUCGUCGCUAUGGAUUCGUGGUUGACAGUCGAGACUUUUGUGUCGCUACCGAACGCGCAGUGCAGCGGAGUACCGGGAACAAGGGGAACCACGCGCUGGAACACCUCAUUGAGGUCGCAAAUAAGAGCCCGGAGAUCUGCAUGGUGAUUGAUGGAGAGGGUCAUAUGUCUGCAUGGGCUUUGGAAGACGUAGGGUCCAAAGUCCAGUCAGAACUGAACGUGUUCAACAUCCUCCACGUCGAGGGAUUGGACUUCUCCUUCAUGAAUGGGCUCUCUGCGGAAGAAGAUUAUGUCCAGAUGUGCGCCUUCCAGAACAUAUCUUCAAGCGACUCGAUAUCCGUGCUUGUGCAUCACUUUGACGGCCGGAUUGAAUGGUUCGACUCCCAUGUGGAUGUAUUGUUUGACCCGGCUCCGCGCAAGAACCGGGUCAGCAAGAAAGCAUCCUGGACUGGACACAAUGGUGCAAUCAAGAAGAUUGUGCGUAACGCAAUCGGAAAUACGCUUGUUUCGCGCACCGAUGACAACAAAGCUAUGAUCUGGCGGCAGAAACAAAGGGAGAGCGGGUCAACCCUUGUUCGCAAGAGCUCGUUAUUCUCGGACGAGCAUAUCCAUCGCAGCUGCGUGGUCGAAGAUGGAGAUUUCUUGGUGAAUCUUCACCAUAAAGGAAUCUCGGUCUGGGAUAUCCGCUCCUUCCAUGCCCAAAAACUGGCUUCGUCGACAUUCGAGCUCUCUAGCAAACCGCUUUGUGUCCUCCCGAUCCCCACCGCGCCGAAUGGCUCUGAUGUGGUAUAUAUAGCGACUAUCGGAGCGGACAUGAAGGGGAUUGUUUGGGAGAUUCAUCUGCCUACCUCGAAACGCCAAGUAAACGGUGGGACAAACAAACCACAAUGCUCGCUGAGAAAGUUCUGUAACUUUGAUUUGGGACUCAACGAAGAUGUGUCUUACAUCUUACCUGUUGACCCAGCAGGCCCGAAGGCCGAGAGGUCAGGGUUUUUUGAUCUUUUCUCGCCAGACAUUGCGCUGUCGUACACCAGCAGUGGCGUUCUUCACACAUGGACUGCCAAAGUUGACAAGGAUAAGAAGCAAGUCGACUGGCUGCUUACAUCGACAGUUGAAACUGGGAUAGCAAACCCAUCUCUUGCCAAUGGAAGUUCCAUCAGGAAAGCUGCGCUUGUAGAUGAGGACCGCACCCGCUUGACUAUCUGGGACACGAACGGCGCUCAGUUAGAAUUCGAAGAGCAUUUUUCCUCCCAGGAUGUCAUCCGGGAUCUUGACUGGACAUCUACCCCAGACAUGCAGUCCGUUCUUGCCGUUGGGUUCCCCCAUAAAGUUGUGUUGUUAUCACAGCUUCGUUACGACUACCUGGACGCACGGCCGUCCUGGACACAAAUCAGAGAGAUCUGGAUCCGGGACCUUACUCCCCAUCCGAUCGGCGAUUCGUGUUGGCUUAGCAACGGUCAUCUUGUGAUCGGGGCGGGAAACCAACUGUUUGUGUACGACAACGAUAUCCCUGUCUCCGACCGCGUGGUCUCUCAGCUCCGUAUACCCUCACGGGGCCUCUCCUCCAUUGACCUUUUCGAGGUGGUGAGCCGGUUGAAUGGACCCCUGCCGGUCUUCCAUCCUCAAUUUCUAGCACAGUGUAUUCUUAGCGGGAAAAGUAAUCUCGUGCAUUCUAUCUUACUAAACCUCCACCGAAAGCUGAAGUUCUACACGGAAGGCGAUGACAUUGACAGUUUUCUGGAAAUGCCUCUGGAGGAUUUCUACAAGGAGCACGAUACACCACAGAAAGCAUCGUCAAAAGAGCUGCACUCGUCAUAUGCGGACCUGAGCCUAGAGGAUGAAGCCUCAGUAAUUGAUGAAAAUACCGCAACACUGCUCAAUGAAAACUUGGUCCGAUAUGCCCUGCCGCAGCUUACCAGUCAGGAGCAAUUCCGCUUGGCAGACACCAUUGAGUGUGUGGCCACGGUUGAAAAGCACCGGCGUUCCAUGGAUGAUAAUGCCGCGCGCUAUCUACUAUUUUUCCGACAGCAUAUGCUGCGAAGGACGCAAGGUGUCGCUAAUAAAGACACGGUAUCAUGGCGAGAAAUAGUCUGGGCCUUCCACAGCGGCAGCCAGGAUAUCCUUAUCGACCUCGUUUCCCGACAGUUUGGUGGUAAGCUCCUCUGGAAAUCAGCCAGAGAGAGCGGGAUAUUCAUGUGGUUGUCGGACCCUUCAGCCAUUCGUGCACAACUCGAAAUUGUGGCCCGAAACGAGUAUACGAAGACGGAGGAGAAGAAUCCGAUCGACUGUUCGCUGUUCUACCUCGCUCUGAAAAAGAAAAACAUCCUGCAAGGUCUCUGGCGCAUGGCGUCCUGGAACCGAGAACAAGGCGCUACCCAGCGACUGCUGGCGAAUAAUUUCCAGGACCCUCGAUGGAAAACGUCAGCUUUGAAGAACGCGUACGCUUUGCUGGGCAAACGAAGAUUUGAGUACGCCGCCGCGUGGUUCCUCCUUGCAGACCACCUGCGGGAUGCGGCGCAGGUCUGUAUGAAUCAGGUGGGCGAUCUGCAGCUCGCCAUUGCCAUCACACGCGCCUACGAAGGCGACGAUGGGCCGGUCCUGAAGGAGAUCCUGGAAGAGCGAGUGCUCCCCGAAGCUGCUACGGACGGGAACCGAUGGAUGGCCUCGUGGGCAUUCUGGAUGCUGGGUCGUCGGGAUAUGGCAGUACGCUCGCUUAUUUCGCCGGUGGAAACCCUUCUCCCUCCGACACCCGCCUCUCCCGGCAGUCCCGGGUUGAUUCCCUUGCAGGCGAAAUCGUACCUUUCCAAUGAUCCUGCCUUAGUGGUGCUCUACACCCAACUUCGGGACCGAACCCUGCAAACCCUCAAAGGCGCGUCCAAAGUGUCUGCUCGAUCCGAGUGGGAGUUCAUCUUGCGCAACGCUCGCCUAUACGACCGCAUGGGAUGUGAUCUGCUCGCCCUGGAUCUCGUCCGCCACUGGGAGUUUUUGGGCGAGCCGCCGCCCCAGACACCCAAGGAAACCACGCUCAACCUGCAGGAGAAUGCCGUGGAUUACCGCAAGAUGCUUCGCCGGCGAAGCAGUCUUGUGGUGGCGGACCUGCCCAUCAAGCCCGGGUUCCCUCAGGCUCCGGAGAGUCCGCAGAAACCGAAGCCCAAGCCACCACCGACGACAUUCCACGAACCCGAUGCCAACUCACUUCUGGACAGUUUUGGAUUUUAGGAUUAGCCAUGAGGCAGGGCGUGAAUCUUGGGUUUGUUGAAUUGAUGUUCUAUCUAGGCGGGUUUCUUGCAUAUAGCCAUCUGUAUACUACGAGCGUUUGCUCCGGCCAAUUGAUUGAGUAUUG